AGUUUGUUUUGAAAAAUUACUCGUAUAUUUUCUUUGCUAUUUUGAUAGUUUUCCAAGCAAAAGGAAAAAAUCCACAAAAUUUUUCAAAAAAAUUCGUCCUUUAAAUUAGCAAUGAAUUAUAAUCGUCGCAGGAACAUAUUUACUUUGGGCGAUUUUCAUCAAUAUCCAAAUCCAACACAUCAAAUUAAAGCGCAACACAAUCGACGCCAAAAUUCCGAUCCCUUCGAACGUGAUCCCUUCAAAAUUCAAUCGUACAAUUUCCGUUACGCCGAGCGUCCUUCAUACCCAUUACCGAAUUUGUACAAUAAUCGCGUGCAUUCCACGCCAUCAACGUCGAACAACAAACGGUUUGAGACAUUCUUCUACAAUUAUGACUUCACUCCUUCUGUGCAUGACAAAGAGAAUCCUCCAACAAACAAAUUUCGCGAAUUUCGUCGACGAAAAUUCCUUUUGGAUCACCAACCGCAAAAUACGACAGCAGCAGGUCAACACGCUGCGACAGCAGAUUACCGCGAAUCGUCGUCACUGCAACAAACCCAUAUGCAUCAGCAAUUGCACCCAAUCGCCAAUGCAACAGUCUACGCACGUGUCGGUACAAGCGCCAGUCAAACAGCCAUUGCGUCGGCCGCUAGGACAGCUGCAGCAGCCACAACAACAGCAAAUGCCGCUGGACGUACGAGCCAAUCGCGGCUCGGAUACGAGCGUUUGCGUGGCGGCAGCAUCGAUAGCGGCGGCGUCGGCGGCAACAGGGGCGGUCGGCAUUACCAAACACUUUGCAGUGCCACAGAUUCAAGCAGCAUCGGCACAGCCGCCGGACUGCGUUAUGGACGUGACAAUGUCAGCACCUCGUCGCACAUGUCCGGCCAAAACAAGUACGCUCGCAAAGCGAAUGCGCGCUCUACUGGGAACCGAGAAUAUUUACGUGCACUCGCCACAGCCCACAUUAACGAGUCGGCCAAUCAGCCCAACUACCUUGGUCGGGGGCGUUGCAACAGCCGCACAUCACUUGAACGCGGUCGGCGGCCACGUCUUGAAACCAUGGGUAGCGGGAGCGGGUUUGCGCAAGGUAACAGCACCGUUGACUCCGGCCACGGCAAUGCGAAGACCGCUGGCUCUCGCGAAUUGUCAAGCGCAGGAACGUCGCCGUCGAAAUAUGCUCGACAGCCCAUACAGAUCGUACACUCAGCUUCCCCGAAUCGGGUAACUGCAACGGUGGAGAAGACGGAGGGCGCUUGUUCCGGUUGUCAGAUAAAUAUCAAUAUAAAAGGUUUGGACUCUACACAAUUGGGCGAUAAUGUCGUUAUCAAAAUUGAGUCCGAUAAGCUGACACCCAGUAAGACAAAUACGAAAACCGAACAUACGCCCGUCGUGAGUACGUUAAAUAAUAUUUACAACGGUACCGGUUGUAUGCAAAGUAAUGAUAUCGCUAUCGCAAAGUUGGUGGAAAUUAAACGUAAUUCCGAAAUGAAUCAUAAUCUCGAUAUUAAGCCGAAAGCAGUUGCACAUCAAGCCAGAGCAACAAUGCGUAAUACUUCAUCCUCAUCAUUUGUAAUCGAUAAACGUCUCUCUAAGUUUGCAGUGAACUCAACGGAUGAACGCGAACAGCGCAAACACAAGCCGCGUAGCUCCUCACAUUCCCGCAUACCGUUGUCAUCGUCAACCGCACGCGCGCUCGGUUUUACCAGUUCCAACACUGUACUACGCAAUACGAAUAGCACCGAAGUAAUUCAACGCGCACCGAGAAGUAUCUCCAAAGAACGUAUGCCAAGCAUGGUUCCGUGGUGUUUAGACACCACACUACGGCAUGGAUUUUCACACGACGACGACGUUGCGAAACCAUUGCCGCCCACACAGCCCGCGCCAGUGAUGAAGCCCACAAGACCCUCGUAUGAUGCAACACUAAACGAUGUGCGCAAAAUGCGCCGUCAGGCGGUUGUUGCCGCAUACAAGCCGUUUUCGCUGCAACGCACGUCCCUGUGCUCAUCACUGCGCCCACGCAAGUCGGAAAACUUCAGUGGCGGUAGCAAACCCGGCAGCACAACACCCAGCAAUGAGAUGAACAAGUUGUUGGAGAAAGCACAACAAUGUAAGAAGUCUACUGGCGCUGUUGCGUCCGAUUUCCAUGCCGAGAGCGCGCAACAUCGUCAGUCACAUCACUCGCUGCGUGGCGCAAAAGUGAGCAAAAGCACUUUACGCUCCCAAUCGAGUUCGCAAUUGGAGCUUAGACGUUCGCCCACGAUGAUUAUGCAUCGAAGCCGUUCCAGCAUACGACAGGUGACACAACCAGCGAGCGACAGUCAGAGUCAUGUCACAACACCGCUCAAUGUGAAUAUCAAUGUGUUUGCAGACAAAUUGAAAUUGCUACGUGUUUGAACGAACUGACUGACUGUAGAUUUAUCAGCAACUGUCUCAAAUUAAUGAAACUCCAAGAACGAUCAAGGACCAAGGACGGCGGUUGAACCUUUGAAAUGUGUGGCGUUUGCGUUUGACUUCCUGGGGGAAGUGCAGAAAGACGUUGCGCAUUUGAGGCGUUCAAUUGCCGACACAAUGCCUAGCCACUCUUUGCUCCAUAGUCGUCUUACGCGUGUCGGAAAGCUUAUCGGCGUCUCAACAACAAAAUUAAAUAACCGUUAAUCAUGCAAAUGUUCCUGUUAUUUUCAAAUUUAAAAAGUAACAAAAAUUCUAAAUUAAAUCGAAAUUCAAAUACUAAGAGCCUCUACUUGGGAUUUUGUGGCGAAUUUAAUGCAAUUUAUAUAAGAUGCUAAACGCCAGACAUGUUUGUAAACGAAUUUAUAAGUAUACAAUGGGCAACAUUAUAUAUUUUUAUAUUUUUUUACAAUAACCUUUAAGUUGAAAUAAUGAAAAGAAAAGGCUUUGCGCUAAACAUGGACAUAAUUAAUAAAACAAAAUUUUUGAUGGU
Messenger RNA from Bactrocera dorsalis (oriental fruit fly), 2920 nucleotides. RefSeq lists its product as uncharacterized. NCBI's taxonomy places the organism in Eukaryota, Metazoa, Arthropoda, Insecta, Diptera, Tephritidae. The record is from RefSeq and is a predicted model, not a curated record. The coding region runs from base 112 to 2373 and encodes 753 amino acids. The transcript is spliced from 2 exons.